Messenger RNA from Alosa sapidissima (American shad), 997 nucleotides. RefSeq names its product onchocystatin-like. Gene Ontology annotation, molecular function: cysteine-type endopeptidase inhibitor activity. NCBI's taxonomy places the organism in Eukaryota, Metazoa, Chordata, Actinopteri, Clupeiformes, Clupeidae. The record is from RefSeq and is a predicted model, not a curated record. The transcript has 4 exons. Bases 324 to 722 code for a protein of 132 amino acids.
GUCAGAUAUAGUGUCUCAGCUAGAAAUGAGUUUUGAGAAAAAUGGCCAAAAUGUACAAAAUGCCCCAGAUCACCAUGAAGGCUUCUGUUGUCACUCAGCAUUCUGCACAAUGAUCAAUAGGGGGCAGUAAAUCCCUCGGCAUGCAUUACUGAUGGCAAGCUGGAAGCUGAAGGCAACUUUGGAGGAGCUCUGAGCUUAUCUUUCUAGUGUGUGAGACAUCACUGUCUCAGUCACCGUCAGCCGCCAGCCUCUGAGCACCUUUCUCUGUCCCGCUGUCUGCCUGACACACACACACACACACACACCAGUGCACUGCUGUGACCAUGGCCUUGUGGGUCACCAUGCUGCUGACGCUGCUUUCAGUCUGCCAGAUAGCCCCUGGCGAGGAGGCUGUGGAGGAGAAAAAGAUGGGGGGCUGGAAUCCUCUCGACCCAGAGAGUCAGCAGGUCCAAGAAGUGGCAAAGGAAGCUGUGGACCGAUUCAGCAUGAAAGCCAACAGCCCCAACUACUUCAGACUGGUCCAUGUCACCUCAGCGUCGGCCCAGGUGACAAAUGCAAUACAUUACAAGAUAAUAGCGACGAUUGGGGAAACCAAAUGUUCCAAAUCUGAACACGUGGACCUGAAGAAGUGUGAGAUGGGGAAAGAGAGAAAGCAGUGUGACUUUGAAGUGACCUACAGCCUCAAUUCUGUUAAACCCCAAGUGAAGAGCAGGUGCAGAUAGAACUGUUCAGAGUCUUGAGCUGCUGCACAAAACAUCUUUAGGAAGAAACUCUUCAGCAGUGCACUUAUGAGACUGGAGCCCCAAAGCAUUACAGUUUUACCACUAAGAGCAUUUUGGUAUUUUGUCAAAUGGAUGUGAAUUGUUGGAUGCACUGUUUGAAUAUGUUUCUUUCUGCUACAGCAGCAUAUCAGUGGUUUGGUUGUUUAUUCAAUGUUUUGGUUGUUUGUUUUGACUUCGACACAGGUUUAAAUACAUUGUUUAUAGACUUGUUUGCU